This is a messenger RNA of Pezoporus occidentalis (night parrot), 855 nucleotides long. RefSeq lists its product as uncharacterized. The coding region runs from base 1 to 723 and encodes 240 amino acids. Lineage: Eukaryota; Metazoa; Chordata; Aves; Psittaciformes; Psittacidae. The record is from RefSeq and is a predicted model, not a curated record. The transcript is spliced from 3 exons.
AUGGGUUCGAUGCUGCCCGAUGUUCCCUUUAGCAAAUCCGAAAGCUGUGGAUGCAGUAAGCGGGGCUGGCAGCGGCCUAGCUACAGAGGCGGGAGGUGCCAGCUGGCCCUGCCAGCCGCUGACCAAGGUCGCUUGGCCGGUUUCCCCUCCGCCUUCCCUCCCACGGUUUUAGGGAGAUCGGUCAGCACCUGCUCCACCGCAGCAGAGUGCCUCGGGAAGCGGCCUGCAGCCCGGGGAUUCCCCGCGGUUCUCCACGCAAGCCCCCGCUACCGACCUGCCCGUCUCUCUUCAGCGAGCGGGGCCUGCCUGCGACGCUGCAAGGGGACCCGCGGGGAGAAACCGCGCCGUGCUGCACUGCGCUGCGCUGUGCCGGCCCGGCCUGCCCGUCCUACCCGGCCCCGUUUCCGGCCAGCACCGUCCACGGCACGGCCGAGCCCGCUGCGGCGCGGCUGGAGGGCGCCGUCUCCAUGGGGACGCGGCAGGCGCGGGGGCUGCCGGGGCACGUGUGAGCUGCGUGUCUGGGGGGGUGCUGCCGUGCCCUAUACGCGGUGGAUCGGGGGCCUGCGGUCGGGUGUGGACGGACGUAAACGGCCUUCAGGGGAGGUGGAGGUGUUCGGGGUGGUGCGGGUGCUUCAGGAGCCCCCGGCGAUGGUGCCCACAGAGCCGCUGCCCUCCUGCCUUUGCCCUGCAGCGGCAGCAGCCCUCAGCACGCCACUGCCGUGAACCUGCACCAGCAUGAAGUGGUGACCAAAGCAUGACUGCAUCAUCACCCAGUCAACUGCCCCUGGAAGGUUAAUGUCUGUGGCAAGAAAAACGAUGUCUUCUCCCUGAAGGGUGGUAAUGCUUUUGUGGGCA